CCCCGGGCACUUAUUACGUCGAAUACGGUACUUCUAUUAAGACCGGAUUUUCCAAGAUGGCGGCCCCAAGCCCUCGCUACACACUUUACAUGUCGGGGACAUCAUACUACGCCCAGAAGGUUAUGAUGGCACUGUUCGAGAAAAAAGAACCAUUUGUAGAAAAGUUGGUUAACCAAAGCAUAGACGACAACUACGAAAGCUGGUACAUGAAGCUAAACCCGCUGGGGAAGGUUCCAGUUAUGGAGGACAGAGGGAAGAUCAUCCCCGAAUCUGACGACAUCAUCGACUACCUUGACAAGGAAUUGCCCCAAGCACCACGCCUUGUACCUGAUCCGUCCUCAGACCUCGGCCGUGAGGUGGCGCACUUCAGGAAGCUGCUGGACGUCAACGUGAUCCUCAUCGUCUUCGGCAUCGCCUACAACCCCAACCUCUCCCCUGACUACACCGCCGUGAAGACACGGGAAGAGCUGGAUAAGAUGAUUGCUGGUAAAAUCGCAAAGCUUGAGAAACUCGCCACUGAACACCCCGACCUGAGAGACGCCUACCUCGCUAAGAUACCGCUAUUACAGAAGAGGAAGGAAACGUGCAGUAACCAGGAAGUUGUUCAAAGGGAACUUGAUGACCUUCAGACGGCCUUUGAUGAAGUCGAGGCCAAAUUGGUGAAAGGUUCCCCAGGUGAGACGUGGUUGCUGUACGGCGACUUGACCGCGGCGGAUAUUUCCCUGGCAGUGCUGCUCCGACGUCUGGCACUGAGUGGUCUGGCCUCCGUCUAUUUCUCCCCCACCCUGAGGCCGGCACUACACAAGUACUGGCUGCGUCUACAGACUCUCCCAGCAUACAGUCGGCUGGGGGACAUCGCUGCCAAGUACGGCGUCCAGGCGUAGUUACAUCAUUACAUGUACUACCGACACAUCAGACACCAUGGGUGUGGACACGUGUAUCAGGACAUUGACCAGACUGAGGCCCCUUUAGUCAGGAAUAUAUAGUCCCCAGUGAUUUAAAAUAAUCCGGAAUGAAUACACACCGUAACCUGAUAUUAAUACUGUAAACAUCAGCCUAAUGUUAACUAGCAUACAGUCCCCGAAAUAAUGUUAUGUAUAAGGUCAAUUAUAAAUAAUUCUAUAUCGGAACACUGUCUCGUAAUUUCAGGACGUGUAUCAGGACAUAGACCAGACUGGUGCACCUUUAGUCGGGAAGAUACAGUUCCCAGUAAUUUGAAAUAAUCCGGAUUUACACAUCGUGAUUACACAUCGUGAAGUAAUGUCCCCUUGUACGUGUACGUACGCACGCGUACGUGAGUGCGAGUGUGUGUUCGUGCGUACGUACCUGCGUUUGUGGGAGUUCCGGUCUCUAACGGGGUUUCGCCGUCUAUGACGCAAGUGUAUAGGGCGUUAUUAUAUACGAGAUAAGAUAGAUCACUGCCUUAUCUGGACACCCAUUAAAGGCUACCAUCGGAUUGGGCGGAAUCACUUCCUCUACACUUCCGGGCAAAAUAAACUAUACACUUGAAAAUUGGAUUUGACCAACAAUAAGAAAUGUUAUCAAACGUUACAAGGCUGAAAACAGUCUCUAAUCACUGCAAACAGUCGUCCAAAACACAACUAUGAUACUUGUAUCAAAUACAGAAUCAUCGAGUAGCCA
Molecule: messenger RNA, 1641 nt
Organism: Haliotis rufescens (red abalone)
Lineage: Eukaryota; Metazoa; Mollusca; Gastropoda; Lepetellida; Haliotidae
Product: ganglioside-induced differentiation-associated protein 1-like
Exons: 5
Coding region: 57-884 (275 amino acids)
Biological process (GO): mitochondrial fission; mitochondrial fusion
Cellular component (GO): mitochondrial outer membrane
Source: RefSeq, a predicted model, not a curated record